GAAAAAUGGUUGAAAUAAAUUUAUUCCUCUCUUUGCUUUUCAACUGUAGCCAUAGCCAUAGUGGGCAUUUCUCUCUUUUGAGGUCCCCCACUCUUCCCUCCCCCCCUCUAUUUCUUCAUCUCCGCCCCUCUCUCAACUCAUAAAAAUCAAGGAAAAAGCCAAUCUGAGGAAGAAUGGCGACGGAUCCCACUCCCACUUCCACGCCCUCAAUGUACCUCGAAGAUAUGGCCGAGGUACAGAAAGUUUUCGACCGCUUCGACACCAAUAACGACGGCAAGAUCUCCCCCGGCGAGCUCGGUGGCGUGUUGAAGGCUCUGGGAUCCGAAAGCUCGCCCGAUGAAGUCGCCCGGAUGAUGGGGGAGAUUGACACCGACAAGGACGGCAACAUCAACCUCCAAGAGUUCGCCGCCUUCUGCAGCGCCGAAGCGGACCCCUACCACUCGGCUGAGAAGGAGCUGAGAGAGGCGUUCGAGCUCUACGACCAGAACCACGACGGCAAGAUCUCGGCGGCGGAGCUCCAGAAGACCCUUCUGCGCCUCGGGGAGCACUGCUCCAUCGAGGACUGUGCCGGGAUGAUCAAGCCCAUCGAUGCCAACGGGGACGGCUACGUGAGUUUCGAAGAGUUCAAGAAGAUGAUGACCAACAAUAAAAGUAACAACGGCAAGGCGAAGUAGGCGGCGUGUCCGGGACCAGAUGUUUCUUCUAAUCAACGGUACAAGAUUAAUCUGAUUUGCUUUGGGAGAUAUGUAAUUGACUGCAAAUUUGUACGGACAGUCUGAAAUCCUUUGCUUACUUUUGUAAUGACUAUAAAGAUAACUUCUGAUUUGGAUGACAUCUGCCUUAAAUCUUUUCAUACCAUUUA
This is a messenger RNA of Sesamum indicum (sesame), 862 nucleotides long. RefSeq names its product calcium-binding allergen Ole e 8. Lineage: Eukaryota; Viridiplantae; Streptophyta; Magnoliopsida; Lamiales; Pedaliaceae. Gene Ontology annotation, molecular function: calcium ion binding. The record is from RefSeq and is a predicted model, not a curated record.